CAGUAUGGACAAGCUGCAUCUGACUCUGACUGAGCUGUGCUCUUCAUUCAGUGGGAGCAGUGACUUCACAGUGUUCAACCACAUCGUCACUCCUGCAGAGUUCCUCAUAUCUCACUUGGAGACACGCCUCACCAAGAUCAUCGUGAGAAUGGCCCAUUACAACCAGACCACCCAGGAAAUAGGACGUCCGUCUGACCUCCUGGCCGGGAUUCGGGCCUACACAGCCAGCCUGCACACCCUGUCACGCUACCUCAGUCUGGACGUCACUAGGCUGGUCAAGAAUGUCCUACUGCAGCAGACACAGCCACUGGACUCAUACGGAGGACAGACCAUCACCACGCUGUAUACCAACUGGUAACGUGAUACCAGCAGCAGUCCUCCAAUUACU
Oncorhynchus gorbuscha (pink salmon) is the source of this 388-nucleotide messenger RNA. RefSeq names its product nck-associated protein 1-like. Lineage: Eukaryota; Metazoa; Chordata; Actinopteri; Salmoniformes; Salmonidae. The record is from RefSeq and is a predicted model, not a curated record. Gene Ontology annotation, cellular component: SCAR complex. Gene Ontology annotation, biological process: cell migration; cortical actin cytoskeleton organization; cell morphogenesis. The transcript is spliced from 2 exons. The coding region runs from base 5 to 358 and encodes 117 amino acids.